Molecule: messenger RNA, 546 nt
Organism: Diaporthe amygdali
Lineage: Eukaryota; Fungi; Ascomycota; Sordariomycetes; Diaporthales; Diaporthaceae
Product: mismatched base pair and cruciform dna recognition
Exons: 2
Coding region: 1-546 (181 amino acids)
Source: RefSeq, a predicted model, not a curated record
AUGUCUUCCGACAAGGACAACACCUCCACCCUCCAGGCUGCCAUUGACAGCGUCUCCGGCACAGUUCAGUCUGCUAUUGGCGCCGUUACGGGCAGCACCGCCGACCAGAACAAGGGCGAUGCCAAGCAGAACAAGGCCUCGGCCGAGCACGACGCCUCUCAGGCUACCGUCAAGGUCCCUGGCGCCACCGUCACCGCCUCAGGUGCCACCAAAGACGACCCAGACCGCGCCGCCGGCAGCUGGAACCAGACUGUCGGCUCCGCAAAGGAGACCGUUGGCAACUUGGUCGGAUCCGAGUCUUUGAAGACUCAGGGCCGCAACCAGAACCUCGAGGGCCAGCAACAGGAGGCCAAGGGACAGUUGAACGACCUGGGCUCUGGCAUCGCAGACCGCGUCUCGGGCACCGUCGGCGGCGCCGUCGCUGGCAUCACUGGCAACACGGCCGCCCAGACCGAGUACCAGAAGCAGCACGACACCGGCAAGACCCAGCAGCGCGGUGCUGAGCACGACAUCCAGAAGCAGGCUGAGGCCGAGUCCAAGAAGUAA